CGGGGGUUCAAUGCAUGUCGCCUCGGCCCAUAUAAGGGCCGCCCUCCAAGGACACGGUGCCCACCGGUCACGGCGUCUUCUCUCCGCAAAUCCUCGUAUACGUGCGCUAAAUUCAGCGAGCGUAGACAUGUUAGACCGGCUUUUGCGGAGAUUCAUCUAUUGGAGGCCGUGUCUCGAACGAUGUUUGUCCUCCCUGGAGCUAAAUGUCGGGAGCGGGGGAGAAGCGCCCGAAGUUUGUCACCCCCGAACUCUCUGUGCACAGAUGCAAAGCCUGAGCGUCUGGCACAAGAAACUGGCAUUGUUUGGCACAUGCCAAUCAGCGGCAUCAUAGCGAGCCGCGGCCCCCGACCCGCGUGGCACACUGGGUAACCCCAUUUGCACUGCAGAAAACCCAAGCGAUCACGUGGUCUGGUUCAAAUGAUGAUCCUGCCGAACAGUUCGGUAGAUGGAGGAAUCAUCGAGGAAUGUCGUUUGAUUGUUACGUAGUCCCUCCGAGUCCUACUCAAUCGGUGCCCGAUGUCUUUCAAGGACUCCACGUGUCAGCGAAAUCGAGGCAUCGAAAUCGGCACCGUUUUGGGCACUCAGAGAAGAAUCUUUUCAGGAAACGAAGCCUGUCGCUCGCAGAUGGUUUGAACGGGAAAGAAUCAGGUCCCUGCCAUCGAGGGAGCCGUUACGCGCCUAAAAAGGAGCGUGACGGGCUUCUUGCUCGCCAAAACGAUCAGCAAACCGCACGUUUUGUUAUGUCAGCAAGUGCUUCCCCACUAUGCGAACGUUGGUCCACAAUGAGAGCUUUGCCCAACGCCGUGUGGGAAGCAGGUGGUGAGCGCUUGGGAGUGCAUGUAUCGGCUGGAACAGAAAUAGGCUUGAAUGCACGAUCUGAGCUGGAUUUUCCCACUCCCUCAUGUACAUACGAUGGGGCCGGGAGAUGUUGGUGGCACCAGAUAGCGUGUCGAAUCCGGUCCCUUGACGACUGGAGAGGUUACCAGUCCGGACAGGGGACACACAGAACGCAUUGGGCUCGACUCCAAGGCGGAGUUCGUCGGGUAUGGGUCUGGAUUCUUUCGGAGAGGGUCUCGGAACCAGCGAAGCACGGACGUCGCACGAACCUCGCUCGUUGGUCCAGUCAGUGUCCCGGCGUCGGGGAACGUGCAUCAAAUGUGUCGCGUUAUACAGACAACUCGACACGCAGAAUGUUUCCAGUGGCGACCUCUCCUACGAUUCUAAAUCUACACCAUUUCUGCAAGUUAGGAGGCGGGGGUCGGCGGUCUUGGCUCUUGAGGACCAUAGCACAGAAGAAGCACGAAGGAUCCGCGGUGAAUUAAUCGGCGAAUUCGCUAGCGACGGGCGGGGAUCACUUGUUUCGUCCCGCUAAAAGUGUUCAAACGGCAGUGGCUUCCCAAAGAAAUCAAGCGUAAAUACGGGAGCUGUGCAGGGAUCUUUGAGACUGGUCAUGACCAUGAGUGGGAGUUUAUGGGAGUGGUUCCCACGGACGGUACGAAUCAAUACGUUUGUUCUGCUCGGAACUUUUCCGACAUGUGUCCGUCAAAGACGUCUUUGAACGACAAAGCUGUUUUUGGUACAAUCUUCUCUGAUGAACUGGGCAGGACAUGAGUCACUUUGGUCUGUUCAAUCGGCAGCGUGGAUGAGGCGAGGCUGGGCACAUUGCAUCGGGAUAACGCUGCGGAACAGUAGAAGAUGUAUGCCGAGGCAAGAGACCGUUGGUUACAAUUGAAACCGAUUCAUA
Molecule: messenger RNA, 1744 nt
Organism: Mycena citricolor
Lineage: Eukaryota; Fungi; Basidiomycota; Agaricomycetes; Agaricales; Mycenaceae
Source: the annotation of a GenBank genome assembly